Arachis duranensis is the source of this 2157-nucleotide messenger RNA. Its product is annotated as trihelix transcription factor ASR3-like. NCBI's taxonomy places the organism in Eukaryota, Viridiplantae, Streptophyta, Magnoliopsida, Fabales, Fabaceae. The coding region runs from base 23 to 1306 and encodes 427 amino acids. The transcript is spliced from 3 exons. The record is from RefSeq and is a predicted model, not a curated record.
ACAUUUUCUAAUUUCUAUAUGAAUGGUUUGUAUCUUAUCUCAAUCCACAAAAAACACUCGUGUGCGCGUGAUCAUAAUAAACGCCAUGGAAUCAAAUUCAGAGAAGAAUAUCAACAUCAGCGUAGGUUCUUCCGGUGGUGGUAGUGAACAUGUUCCACUAGUAACCGUUGCAAAACAACCAACGACAGCAACAGAAACCGUAGCCAAAGGCGAAACAAGAGCCAAAGCGACAAGACAUCCAAGAUGGACAAGACAAGAGUCCCUUGUUCUCAUAGAGUCCAAGAAACUUGUCGAGAGUGGGGAACAGAUUAACAGGUACCAAUCGCCACCUGGGUUUGUUGUUCUUCAGACGGAUCCAAAGUGGGAUAUGGUUUCAUCGUUGUGCCAGCAACGAGGUGUUAAGAGAGGCGCUGUUCAGUGUCGAAAAAGAUGGGGGAACCUUCUCACUGAUUUCAGGAAGAUCAAGAAGUGGGAAACGAAUGUGAAGGAUGAGAAUGAAUCGUUUUGGAUGAUGAGGAAUGAUAAGAGAAAGGAGAACAAGUUGCCGGGGUUCUUUGAUUCUGUAGUCUACAAUGUUCUUGAUGGAGGGGUAUGCACUGCAGCCGCGUAUCCAUUGACGCUUAUUAAGGGCCCACCAAAACAAGAAAAUAUUAGUGGUGGUGGUGGUGAUCGGGGGGAAGGAGAAGGUGUGGUGACGGCAAGCAAGAAGGAUCAUCAUCGCAGUCGCAAUCAACCUCAUCGCCAGAAUCAUGACGAGGUUGAUGAGGACGACGAGAUGGAGGAUGAUGAGACCAUUGUGGACAGUGAGAUGGGUUGGAGCACUGAAGAGGAGAACAACACUAAUUCUACGACAGAGACAGGGAAGGUGAAUAACAGUAGUCUAAUGCUGUUGAAAACACCUACUGUUGCAGGUGCUAAGGAAACGGUGAUGAAUAUGAUGAUGGUGAUGGGGAGUACACAGAAGAUACCGUUGCCCAAAUUGCCUACUUCAGCAGAGAAACAACCAACACCAACAUCUUGCAAAGGGAACUACGACCAUCCACCAGGCUUUCAAAGAGAAGGUGUGUCACAGGAGGGGCACAAGAAGAGGAGAUUAUCACCAGGUAAUAGUGAACACACCACAAAUUUCAACAACAACAUUGUCAGAGUACUAAGAAGGAACAAUAACAUGCUGAAAGCACAUCUUGGGGCUCAGAAUAUGAAUUACCAGUUGGCCAGAGAACAUCAGAAAGAGCAAACAGAUAGCUUGGUUGCAGCCCUUGGCAAGCUCACAGAUGCUCUAUCAAAAAUUGCUGACAAGCUGUGACUAUAUUCAGAUUUAAGAAGGAACAUAACUCUUAGCAUUUCCUUCUCAUGAUACCUUUUUUAUUUUUGGGUGGAAACAACUUUUCUUAUCAUUUGUUCACAUGAAGAUAAUGUUUAAACAAUUCAAACCUCUCUCUCUCUCUCUUACUCUGACCCAGUCAGCAACAGUUGCACAGAACCAGAAGGAUCUAAGAAAUUACCAUUUUACAUUAAUCACUUUGUUGUUUACAACGUCCCUUAAGUUCCUUUACAGUCAAGCUAUAUCCAGCAACCUGUAAAACUUUUCUUUUCUAUUUUUUUUUUCCCAACAGUUUUUGUCUAUACUCAUGUAUUCAUUACAAUAAGCUCACGGUGUGUAAGAACCUGGCAUCUAGAUUAGGUAGAAAAAUGAAACAUAGUAGAAGGGCAAGGGAGAUGCAGUGAUAUCAGUGAGAUAUCAUUCAAUUUCCCAGUAUUUGCUUGUAUUAUGCAGUAAAAGGACUGAGUGACAAAAGCAUCAGGUAUUUGCGAGACCUGAUUCUCUCAUAGUGCCUAACCCUAUUAUUUCUCUCUAUUUUUAUGCCCUCUCACUACUUCCCACAGCCCUUUAUAGUUCCCACCUCUCUCUCAUAACAGAAUGCUCCCUCUCUCUCACUCACUUUCCAGCUAGGCAAGUUAGUUACAAAACCCACCUUAGCCCAUAUUCAUUCAAUUACAAUUAGGUCCCUAAUUUCUAAUAAACUUGGUACGUAACACGGUGACACAAAAAUGAGUAGGGAACUAAGCUAAAACCUAAAAGUGAAGCUAAAGCAAGAGAAAACUUGAACAAUAGAGGAUACAUGAUGCACAACUGAUUAUAAAGGAAGCUAAGUC